AUGUCGUUAUGUAUUGUUCACUCGGAACCACUGGAUGUCAUGGAGUCGCUCGUGGCAGAUUUGGGCUUUGGAGCGAUUGAAAACAAGGGUGUGGAACGAAAAGAGUGGGAAAGUCCAUACGGCGAAGAGCAACUGCGUAAACGUAUUGAGGUGAGUGGAUUCUAA
Molecule: messenger RNA, 165 nt
Organism: Cooperia oncophora
Lineage: Eukaryota; Metazoa; Nematoda; Chromadorea; Rhabditida; Trichostrongylidae
Source: the annotation of a GenBank genome assembly